AUGCCGAGGACUUGUGCCGUGGCUGCUUUCGGAGCCUGGCUGGCGUUUCUCUGUUUGAAGAACAUCCGAACCUUCCUAAAAGUGUGUCACGACAAAUUUGGGUUAAGAAACAGCGAUCUGUUUGAUCCCUUUGACCUCUUUGAUGUACGGGAUUUUGGAAAGGUGAUCUCUGCAGUAUCCAGACUCUCCUUCCACAGUAUUGCUCAAACCAAAGGAAUUAGGCCCUUCCCGUCGGAGGAGACCACAGAAAACGAUGACGACGUUUAUCGGAGCUUGGAGGAGCUGGCGGACGAACAUGAUCUGGGGGAGGAUAUUUAUGACUGCGUCCCCUGUGAAGAUGAAGGCGAUGAUAUCUAUGAAGAUAUCAUCAGAGUGGAAGUUCAGCAGCCCAUGAUUAGAUAUAUGCAGAAAAUGGGAAUGACAGAAGAUGACAAAAGAAAUUGCUGUUUGCUAGAAAUCCAAGAAACCGAGGCCAAAUACUACAAAACACUUGAAGAUAUAGAAAAGAACUAUAUGAAUCCGCUGAGGCUGGUACUGACUCCCCAAGACAUGGAAGCUAUCUUUAUCAAUUUGGAGGACCUAAUUAAAGUGCACUUCAAUUUCCUGAGAGCCAUCGACGUCUCUAUGAUGUCUGGAGGAAGCAGCCUGGCAAAAGUGUUUCUGGAAUUCAAAGAGAGGCUGCUGAUUUACGGCAAGUACUGCAGCCACAUGGAGUAUGCCCAGAACACGCUCAACCACCUCCUCGCCAACAGGGAGGAUGUCAGGCAGAAGGUGGAGGAAUGCACACUAAAGGUUCAGGAUGGGAAAUUCAAAUUGCAAGACCUGCUAGUGGUUCCAAUGCAAAGAGUUUUGAAAUAUCAUCUCCUGUUAAAAGAGCUGCUCAGCCAUUCAUCAGAGCGACCAGAGAAGCAACAGCUGAAGGAGGCUCUGGAGGCGAUGCAGGACUUGGCCAUGUACAUAAAUGAAGUAAAGAGGGACAAAGAGACUUUAAAGAAAAUAAGUGAAUUUCAGAGCUCUAUAGAAAAUCUGCAAGUGAAGCUGGAGGAGUUCGGGAGGCCAAAGAUCGAUGGCGAGCUGAAGGUCCGCUCCAUAGUCAACCACACCAAGCAGGACAGGUAUUUAUUUUUAUUUGAUAAAGUGGUGAUCGUCUGCAAAAGGAAAGGAUACAAUUAUGAGCUGAAAGAAAUUAUUGAGCUACUCUUCCACAAGAUGACUGACGACCCUAUGAACAACAAGGACAUUAAGAAGUCUCAUGGAAAAAUGUGGUCAUACGGCUUCUACCUAAUUCAUCUUCAGGGAAAGCAGGGCUUCCAGUUCUUCUGCAAGACGGAGGAAAUGAAGAGGAAGUGGAUGGAGCAGUUUGAAAUGGCAAUGUCCAACAUAAAGCCAGAGAAAGCCAAUGCAAAUCACCAUAACUUCCAGAUGUACACAUUUGAAAAGACUACCAACUGCAAAGCCUGCAGGAUGUUCCUAAGAGGAACCUUCUACCAGGGCUAUCUUUGCCCCAAAUGUGGAGCGGGUGCUCAUAAGGAGUGCUUGGAGAUCAUUCCUCCCUGCAAGAUCGGUUCUUCAGCAGACCAGGAUUCACUGAGUGCCGGACCUGGUCCUAAAAUGGUGGCGGUUCAGAAUUACCACGGAAACCCAGCCCCCCCCGGGAAGCCGGUGCUGACGUUUCAAAUUGGGGACGUGAUCGAGCUGCUGAGGGGGGACCCUGACUCGCCAUGGUGGGAGGGGCGGUUGCUGCAGACGAAGAAGUCGGGUUAUUUUCCCAGCUCAUCGGUAAAGCCCUGCCCCGUUGAUGCGAGGCCUCCCAACAGCCGGCCGCCCUCGCGGGAGAUAGACUACACAGCGUACCCGUGGUUUGCAGGGAACAUGGAGCGGCAGCAGACGGACAACCUGCUCAAGUCUCACGUCAGCGGCACCUACCUGAUCCGGGAGCGGCCAGCCGAGGCUGAGCGUUUUGCCAUCAGUAUUAAGUUCAACGAGGAGGUGAAGCACAUCAAGGUGGUGGAGAAGGACAACUGGAUUCACAUCACGGAAGCCAAGAAGUUUGAAAGCUUGCUGGAGCUGGUCGAAUACUACCAGAGCCACUCGCUGAAGGAGAGCUUCAAGCAGCUGGACACAACGCUGAAAUACCCCUAUAAGUCUCGGGAGCGCUCUACCUCUAGGACCUUCACCCGCUCUCCAGCCUCCUGCGCUUCCUACAACUUUUCUUUUCUCAGUCCUCAGGGCCUCAACUUUUCUUCUCAGAGCUCCUCCAGUCCCUUCUGGUCAGUGUUCACCCCACGGGUCAUAGGGACGGCGGUGGCACGAUACAACUUCGCGGCACGGGACAUGCGGGAGCUCUCGCUGCGAGAGGGCGACGUGGUGAAGAUCUACAGCAGGAUUGGCGGGGACCAGGGAUGGUGGAAGGGGGAAACCAACGGAAGAGUUGGCUGGUUUCCCUCGACGUACGUGGAAGAGGAGGGGGUGCAAUGA
Molecule: messenger RNA, 2478 nt
Organism: Pygoscelis adeliae (Adelie penguin)
Lineage: Eukaryota; Metazoa; Chordata; Aves; Sphenisciformes; Spheniscidae
Gene: VAV2
Product: vav 2 guanine nucleotide exchange factor
Exons: 30
Coding region: 1-2478 (825 amino acids)
Biological process (GO): regulation of GTPase activity; intracellular signal transduction; cell migration
Cellular component (GO): cytoplasm
Molecular function (GO): protein binding; guanyl-nucleotide exchange factor activity
Source: RefSeq, a predicted model, not a curated record